CAGUGGGCUCGCCAGACGCCAAAAACCACACGAGCAAUUAUCGCGAGAAUUCGAUUUGUGUCCUUGAUAAGUCCGAAAUGGGGUACUGGGACCUACCGGAAGGUACAGACUGUGUGGAAAAAACAUGGAUUACUACGAAACUUGGCACGGCUUUAGGUCUGGUUGGUUCAGCUUAUCACAUAGUGGCGUUCCAACCUGACUCUGCAGUGGCAGCGUUACAGAGGGCUACCAACUCAACAGUUACCAUGGCCGCCAUGGGAGCCAUCUUUGGAAUGACAACAUGUCUCAGUGCUCAGGCCCGUGAAGCUCCAGACGACCCACUGAAUUAUUUUAUUGGCGGCUGUGCCUCAGGGAUUUUUUUGGGAGCACGAACCCACAGUGCUAUAACUGGUACAUCCGCGUGCCUGGGUCUUGGAACACUGGCUUUCUUUACAAAAGUGGGCAAGAUGGAGGGAUGGAAACUUGCUGGACCACCUGAACUAUAAGAGGAAGAUGCCUGGAAGAUCGUUAUAUUGUAAAAAAUACCUAAUGUAAUAAAGUUUUUUGAAAAGGCCAAAAGAAUGUUGGUUCAUUUUAUUUGAUUUCAUUUUACCUUUGAAAACACUUUUAAUUUAACUAGCUGUUGAUCUAGAAACUGGAAAAAAUGUGCGGCUAUAGCUGUGCCACAUGGUUCUUAUGUUUACAAGGGUUUGUGUCCUUUUUUAAAAAAAGCCUGGAAGUAGCCUAGCUCCUAAUAAUAUUGUCAUUUAUUUACACAUUCCACAAAAUGUGCAAAAACGUAUUUCUGUGUAAUUUAGUGUUAAAUAUUAUUGUUAAUGACAUUAACAAGUAUUUUUGUUAGACAGCAGGAAAGUAGGAUGGUUGCUAGAAUUGAUCUCUUGAAAAUUUGCCAACAGCACAACGAAAAGGCAAUUCACAACAACACUGAGUGAAAUGCUGAGUACAGUACAAAUGCAUCACCUUCUAAUUUUCUACUUUUCACAUAUGUUUGUGGAUGCUGACAAGAAUUUUAACUUUUUCUCGAGUUCAAGACUCAUUUCCAAUUUUUUGGAAAACAAACAAAAACAAAACUGAUGUAGUGCUGACUACAAAAGCAUACUUCAGAAGAUAGCACUGCUCACUGCAAACUCGUAAAACAGGUUCUUCCGGUAGAAAGCUGCAAUUUUGCUUUAUAAGUAGCUAUUGUCUUUUUUUUUUUUUUUUUUUUUUUUCUUCAAUGAAGGAAAAAAACAACUUCAAUAAAAGUUAUGGAAUCCAGCACCAGCUCCCCACUUUACUGAUGCUUGGUUGCAGGUGCUUCAAGUCACAUCAGAAUUGCUAAAACUAGCAUUACCAAGCAGGAAGAGCCAUUCCUGAGUAGAUUAUGCUCGAAGAAUACAUCAAAGUACAAGAUGCUUCCAGACUCCCAACAUCUUUAUUCAGUUAAACAUCAGUAGAAUGCAAAGGAAUAACAAUGUACCAUGCAGCGUACAGGUUCAAGAUAUGGUAAGAGGACUAGUUCUUAUAUGGCGCUUUUCUACUCGAGCACUCAAACUGCUCAGGAAGACCACCAGUUUUCUUGUGUCAUAGAGACCACAGGUAAUCCCAAUUGACCUGCGAUAGAUCUGUAUGUCUAUUGUCAAGAUAUAAUAGCUAACCAGUGGAGUUUGACAGUCUCAUUAACGAACUUAUUAAUCAUUGACCAGCUGAGUGCACAGAUGGACAUACCUUUGUCAGGUUUAGAGGAAGGAAAAACAAAUGCUUCAGUCAGAGGAUUCAUGCAUAUGAAAAACUGUAAAAUAAACGUUGUGUGAUCAUUGUCUGGGAGAUUGGAAUCAACAUGUCUACCAGUUUUACAACAGGGCUCUGCAUGGACAAGCACCGGCAUACAUCAGUGAUCUUUUACAUCCAUACAUCCCCAGCAGGUCCCUGAGGUCAUGUGAUCAGGGCUUGCUGGUUGAUCAUCACACGAGGCUGAAAAUGAAAGAUGGCAGCCCCCUGCCCACCACUGCAGCUCCCAGGACAGCUCUCACUGUGGGUGCUGCUGACAUUGCUAUUGUUGUUGUCUACUUUAUAAUUGUCAUGGUGGUUGGAAUCUGGUCAUCAAUGCGUGUCAAUCGCAGCACUGUUGGGGGGUACUUCUUGGCUGGUCGUUCAGUGACUUGGUGGCCUAUUGGAGCCUCUCUGAUGUCCAGUAAUGUUGGCAGUGGUUUAUUUAUUGGUCUAGCAGGGACAGGAGCAGCUGGAGGAAUUGCUGUUGGGGGAUUUGAAUGGAACGCAGCAUGGGUUCUGGUAGCUCUGGGUUGGAUAUUUAUCCCCGUUUACAUCUCUGCUGAAGUGGUAACAAUGCCUGAAUACCUGGCCAAACGCUUUGGAGGCCAGAGGAUACGCAUAUACAUGUCUGUUCUCUCACUUAUUCUCUACAUUUUCACCAAAAUAUCAACAGAUAUUUUUUCCGGGGCAUUGUUUAUCCAGGUGUCAUUUGGUUGGAAUCUGUAUCUGUCUACAGUCAUACUGUUGCUGGUGACUGCUGUCUACACUGUGGCAGGUGGUUUGGCAGCUGUGAUCUACACUGAUGCUCUCCAGACUUUGAUCAUGGUUGGGGGAGCUUUUGCCUUAAUGUUCAUAGCAUUCUCCGAGGUGGGCUGGUAUGAGGGCCUUGUGGAUCGUUACAUGUCAAGUAUUCCCAAUGUGACUGUUCCCAACACCACCUGCCACUUACCCCGUAGUGAUGCCUUCCACAUGUUCAGAGACCCUGUAACAGGGGAUUUACCCUGGCCAGGUCUACUGUUUGGGCUCACCGUACUGGCUACAUGGGUCUGGUGCACAGAUCAGGUUAUAGUCCAAAGGUCUCUGUCAGCCAAAUCUUUGUCUCAUGCUAAAGCAGGCAGCGUGUUGGGUGGCUAUCUCAAACUGCUCCCCAUGUUCUUCGUUGUGAUGCCAGGAAUGAUAAGUCAAGCACUAUUCCCAAAUGAGGUUGGUUGCGUGGACCCAGAUAUCUGUCAAAGUGUGUGUGGUGCUUCAGUUGGUUGCUCUAACAUUGCUUACCCUAAACUAGUAAUAGAGCUAAUGCCUGUGGGACUUCGUGGUCUGAUGCUGGCAGUGAUGUUAGCUGCUCUUAUGUCAUCCCUGACUUCCAUUUUUAAUAGCAGCUCUACUCUGUUUACACUGGACCUCUACCACAAAGCCAGGCCUAAAGCUUCUGAGUUGGAACUUAUGAUAGUUGGAAGGGUGUUCAUCCUUGUCUUGGUGUGUCUUAGCCUGCUGUGGAUUCCUGUAGUCCAGACAGCCAAUAGUGGACAGCUGUUUGACUAUAUUCAGUCAGUGACCAGCUUUUUAGCACCUCCCAUUACUGCUGUAUUCCUAAUGGCUAUCUUUUGGCCACGAGCCAACGAGCAGGGUGCAUUCUGGGGUCUGAUGGCUGGACUAGUGAUAGGACUGAUCCGAAUGGUUCUGGAGUUCUCCUAUUUACCUCCUUCCUGUGGUCAGCCUGAUCGUCGGCCUGCAGUCCUAGCUGAUGUCCACUACUUAUACUUUGCUCUCAUCCUGUUGGCUCUCACGUGCCUCAUCAUUGUUGCUGUAAGCCUGGCCACUGCCUCAAUACCUAAAGAACAUCUGCAUAGGCUGACCUGGUGGUCCAGACAUAGUCUUGAACCACGGAUGGAUCUCUCAAGUCUUCAGAUCACCUCUGACCAAGUGGACUCUAACCUCAGCUCUGAGUCUGAGCAAUUGCAAGAAUCCACUUGGAAGAAAAUUGUUCUGUGGCUUUGUGGUUUGGCUAGUUCACGCUCCGAGUCGGCUGCUCCAGUGACUCAAAACAGUGAAAGAAACUUCCUCCAGGAGAAGUCACUCUGGAGAAUAGUCUGCGAUGUUAAUGCCCUGCUACUGCUGGUUGUUAACGUGUUUCUCUGGGGAUACUUUGCUUAAUGUGGAUGUGUCAUGAAAUCUUGAACAUGUUGUUUUUCUUACUUCUUACUCUUCUUAAUAACUUUACUUUUCUAAACUAUUGAGGAAAGAAGAAGUGGGACAGAAAAGGGAUUCUCAGAUAUGAAACAAUGAACUAAUUAUUCUCUAUUGAUUCAUAUUGUGCUCAAGGUUGCUCUCAAGUAAUAUUAUCUAUAAUUACAUGAUCUACUAUACAAUUCUCUGUUCAUUAAAUGGGAAAUUACUUUUGUCUGUCAGGUUGUUACUUUUGUCGCCAACUCAUUCUAUUGUAAGUUACCACUGGAUAAACAUGAAUAUCAUCUGAUUUUUUUUAUGUCGAUUAAUUACUGGGAAGGAGAUUAAAGUAGAGGAUCUACUCACCAACAGAAUUCCUGUUUUUAUAGCAUUCUGAAUAGUUUUAAACUCAUACGGCAGAAAUUUAUCAACAUCAAGAACUGAAAAAAAUGUUACUAUAAAAUUACCAUCCUGUACAAAACUACUUCUUGCAGGCUAGAUAGAUAGAUAGAUAUAGAUCGAUCACACCUGACACUUGUCUACAGCCACUUCACCUUGCUUAUACUCUCUCCUCACCUCCUGUGGACCCUGCAUUGCUUCCUAUGCCUAACCCUGGAAUUUAAACUCAUCUACCAUCACUAUGUCUACUCCUUCACUGUUACACUCAUCUCCCACUCAAUCACACAAAUAGAUCCCGUCUUUCACUCCUCCUCUUCAGAGCAUAGCUCCACCUCUCUAGGCUCUCUUCUAUCCACCCAAUCCCUAGUCUCAAUACAGAUCACAAUGUCCUGUAAGCCCACUGAGAUUCCUUCCUGACCUCAUCUGCCAA
Oreochromis niloticus (Nile tilapia) is the source of this 4747-nucleotide messenger RNA. RefSeq names its product solute carrier family 5 member 9 (gene slc5a9). Gene Ontology annotation, biological process: transmembrane transport. Lineage: Eukaryota; Metazoa; Chordata; Actinopteri; Cichliformes; Cichlidae. The record is from RefSeq and is a predicted model, not a curated record. The transcript is spliced from 18 exons. Gene Ontology annotation, molecular function: D-glucose:sodium symporter activity. Gene Ontology annotation, cellular component: plasma membrane. The coding region runs from base 1960 to 3906 and encodes 648 amino acids.